Molecule: messenger RNA, 1686 nt
Organism: Cornus florida
Lineage: Eukaryota; Viridiplantae; Streptophyta; Magnoliopsida; Cornales; Cornaceae
Product: transcription factor PIF7
Exons: 6
Coding region: 139-1455 (438 amino acids)
Cellular component (GO): nucleus
Molecular function (GO): protein dimerization activity
Source: RefSeq, a predicted model, not a curated record
GUUAUAUAUAUCUGAAAUUUUUCUGUUUUUUUUUUUAUUUUUUAUUUUUUUCUAAAUAGUCUCAAGCUUCUUUUUAUUCAGUACUCUCUGCUUUCUCAAUUCCAUUUUCCUCUUUAUUCAUCUUAUACCAUUAAUUUUAUGCUUUACCAAGGCAUUUCAAUUCAUUUUAUAAAUAUUUCCAUGUCCUCAGUCUCUGUUAAUGCAUUCUUACAAGUCAUUGCAUCAAUAUUACAUCUCUCUCCUCCUCCCCUCUCUCUCUCUCUCUGGUCUGAUUAUGGAGUUACAGAACUUACAUGGGAAAAUGGCCAGCUAGCCAUGCAUGGGCUUGGUGGGCUCCUUCCCACUCCUCCCUUGACAAAGCCCACAUGGGUUAGGUCAGGUGAUACACUAGAGUCAAUUGUCCACCAAGCAACAUGCCACAACAUAAACUUAGCGCAAGAUCACCGGAAUCCGGCCAAUAUGAGCUCCGUCGUGGCAUCCUCUGGCGGAAAAUGGUCGGAAAGUUCAGGGAAGAUGCAAAUGGAUCAAGGUUUCGCGAAAAAGCGGAUGCAUUCGAAAUCGGACCAAAGUAGACUAAAUUUUAGCAGCAGCAUGCUAGAUCAUGAGUACAUUACGGACCGCAGUGCAUGUGCUAGUGCUAGCACAGCAUUUUGUAGAGACAACGAUACAACCGCGAUGACAUGGGCUUCGUUCGAGUCUCCCCAGAGCUUGAAGACUAGGAACACCGAUGAGGAUUCAGGUUGUCAUGGUGGAUCGGAAAACCGGGAGGGAGAACCGGAGACCAGAGCAGAAACAGGUCGUUCCAACCCAACAAGACGGCGUGCUGCUGCUAUACAUAAUCAGUCAGAGCGGAGACGUAGAGACAGGAUCAAUCAGAAAAUGAAAGCUCUGCAGAAGCUGGUUCCAAAUGCAAGUAAGACUGAUAAAGCUUCAAUGCUUGAUGAGGUGAUUGAGUACUUGAAACAACUUCAAGCACAAGUUAACAUGAUGAGUGUAAGAAGCAUGCCCCAAAUGAUGAUGCCUAUGGAUCAAAUGCAGCAGCAAAUUCAGCAGCAAAUUCAGAUGUCUCAAUUCCUAGCACGGAUGGGCAUGGGCGGGGUUGGGAUUGGGGGCACCAUGGGAAUGCUGGAAAUGAGUGCCAUGGCACGCUCCGCGCCUCAGUCUCUCCCUCCUCUCAUCCGUCCAACCCCUGUCACCGCUGCAACUCCCACCUUCCUUCCACCCCCUUUUAUGGUGCCUCCUAUGCUUCCAACGCAAACUCCAGCGCGAACAAAUGCUAAUGCAGCCACCAACACUUCAGCUCCUUUCAACAAUCCAUAUUGCGCGUUUCUAGCACAACAAUCCAUGAAUAUGGACCUCUAUAACAAGAUGGCAGCGCUUUACCAGCAACAAGUCAAUCAGAGGCCGCAGGCAACAAGAAGCUCAUUGCAGUCAAACCAUGGCCAAGAGGACUGAGGCAGUUGCAAGCAUUAUCUUGUCCAAGGAAUUAGCAAAAUCUAAGAAAAAUCAAUUAUAUAUUUAAUAAAUUAAGAUUAUAUAUACAAGCCUCUGGUGUAAUUGAUCCAUAUAUUUGUCUUGGAAUAAUAUGGUGCAGGCUUUUAGUUUUAUGUUAAAAUUUACUGUUGAUUUACCCAAAACUUACAUUUUUUUUUUUGUUUUUAUUUGAUUUUACUUAUUUGUUUCGUC